CGAUGCAUUUUUUUUUUACCGCCGCAAGCCCUCUGCCACUUAACGGCGUUUUGAUUUUAUUGUAAUUCAUAUCAUUAGCAAUUUAUUUAAGUUAAAAGUAUACCAGAUUGGGCAAUUGUUUAUACUAUUUUUUCCUGUUUGUAUAUUUUGAUGGAUUGAGGCUUAGUCACAUAACUCACCUGUCGAUAGUUCCGAUAAGGUUGGCGUAGGGCUGUCCUUACUCCGCCAGUUUGAAAUCCCGCGGUCACAGGAUACGAUGAGUGUGGAAGUGGAGAGGAAGUUUGUGUGUGAUGCCAACAUCCAGGACAAAUUAAGAGAAAUUGGAGCGGUGUGUGUUGGGCAGUGCCAGUUUGAAGAUAAGUAUUUUGAUACCCCAGCCCAUCACCUCACCCUCAGAGAUGUCUGGCUGCGCUGCCGGCAGGGAUCAUGGGAACUCAAAUGUCCGACGCAGGAAAGUGGGAACCCAGAACUGGGCCUGUGCUCUCGUUACAGAGAGAUAACCAGCCUCCCUGAGAUUAUAGCUAAAGUAGAAGCAGUCAUAAAAGAGAGUAGUGGAGAUGAAAAGCAUGAUACUGAGCAGGCUGAAGAGCAGAAAAAAGCUGACAGACAUGAUCAGAGAGCAGCUACAGAGAUGAAGCCUGGGAAAAAAGAAUCGGGUGAAGGUGGUUUUCCGUCGUGGCUGGGCAAACUUAACCUGCUGCCGUUUGCUGUGUUCACCACCAACCGGUGUUCGUUCAGACUUGACGGGGACACCGACCUGGGGGGAGUGCGGGUGGAUCUAGAUCAAGCUGAUUUUGGGUUUUGCAUUGGAGAAAUAGAAGUUCUGGUUCCGGACGGAGAAGAGAUGCAUUCUGCGCUGGAGAAGAUUGAGAGGACUGCCCAUAGGCUGGGUCUGUCUGGUGAUAAAAGAGUCCCAGGAAAAAUGAAUGUCUACUUGCAAAGAUAUUGCCCAGAACACUUCAAGGAAUUAUUCAAUGCUAACAUUUUGUGACAGAAACCUUACAAUCUAGAUAAGGUAAAACAAAAUAGAUUGGCUAGUUAGCCACAUUCAAGGAAAUAUGUAGCAGAUAUUGGUAGUAUUGAUUUUACAUUCAUGAGCUUAACUACACAGUGCCACAAAUGUGUGUUUAGCAGAAAAGGGAACUUGUGUAAUCUGAAAAAAAUUCUGAAUAUAAUGUAAUUGCUGAACAUUUAAAAAUAAAUGUGUAUAUUCAGUGAGUACUUUAGUAUGUACACUUGUGUGUUGCUCCAAAAAGCAAAUAAUGAAAUUGCAACUUGAUGCAUACAUCAUGCAGACAGGAUCAGAAUGUUCACAUAUGGUUCAACACUGAAAUAUAAAGACUAAGAUGUUUAAUCUAAGUGAUUCUAAAUGUGGUGUAAUUGUUGGUGUGAGAUGUGGUGGUUCCAGCAUCUCAGAAAUAGUCACAAGACCAGGAUUUUCACAGUCUGAUGUUUACUGAGAAUGGUGUAAUAAAGAAAACAUCUUCUUGGCA
Paramormyrops kingsleyae is the source of this 1493-nucleotide messenger RNA. RefSeq names its product thiamine triphosphatase (gene thtpa). Gene Ontology annotation, molecular function: thiamine triphosphate phosphatase activity; magnesium ion binding. Lineage: Eukaryota; Metazoa; Chordata; Actinopteri; Osteoglossiformes; Mormyridae. Gene Ontology annotation, biological process: thiamine diphosphate metabolic process; dephosphorylation; thiamine metabolic process. The record is from RefSeq and is a predicted model, not a curated record.